This is a messenger RNA of Aspergillus affinis, 1416 nucleotides long. RefSeq lists its product as uncharacterized. Lineage: Eukaryota; Fungi; Ascomycota; Eurotiomycetes; Eurotiales; Aspergillaceae. The transcript has a single exon. The record is from RefSeq and is a predicted model, not a curated record. The coding region runs from base 1 to 1416 and encodes 471 amino acids.
AUGAACUCUCUGAGACGUUGGUUCUCAGGGCAAUCGAGCUGCACCACUGUCGACUUUGCCAAGUACAGCCCAUCAGACAUCAUUGAGCGAGAUGUGUGUAUCAUUGGAGGGGGUGCGGCUGGGACCUACGCCGCUAUGCAGCUACAGGAAAGACACAACAAGAGCGUCAUUGUAGUAGAAAAGGAGCCUCGACUAGGGGGGCAAACUAUGACCUACCUCGACCCUGAAUCCGUCAGCCCAGUUGAAUACGGUGUUACCUGGUUCAUGGAUCUUCCUGUGGUCCGCAAUUACUUUUCAUUGCUGGGGAUUGAUGUGAUCCCCUCCAGCUUUACCUACAGGCUUCAGGGUUGUGAUUUUCGCACCGGGGAGGAGUUUCCUGCAUUCUCACCAGAGGAUCAAAAAGCUGCUCUGGCGAUAUAUCAGGCCAAGCUGGAAGAAUAUCCCUAUCUGAAAUUGGGAUUUUACUUGCCUCACCCGGUCCCAAAAGAUCUCCUGCUUCCGUUUGAAGAUUUUGUCAAGAAGUACAACAUGACCUCGGUCCUUCACUCAAUGGGUGGGCUGAACUUUCUUGGUGACUGGCUGCGUCAACCGACCCUCUAUGUGAUGAAAUAUCUCAAUAUGGGCUUUCUGACGGGCUGGCAAGACGGUUUUCUCAAACCAGCCGACCGCAACAACAGCUCAAUCUACGCCGCGGCCCUGCACCAUCUCGGAGGAGCCAACGUGCUGUUGAACAGUCAUGUUCUCCACGUGGAUCGGGACAGUGACCCGGAUAGGGUCUUCGUCGAGGUGCAGUCGGGGUCUAAGGUGUGCCUUAUUCGCGCAAAGAGAAUCAUCGUCGCUGUGCCCCCGCUCCUGACAACAUUACACGGUUUUGACCUCAGCCAAAGAGAAAAAAGCCUUUUUCGCCAGUUCCGAUACACAUACUGCUAUACCGGCGUGGUGCGCAUCAAAAAAGACCUGCCUCCCGACGUGUGCUAUACCAACCGCGCCUCGGCGGAUAUUUUCGCUUAUCCGCGUCGUCCAUGUGUCCUGACGAUCCGACCCAGCGAUGUGCCAAGGUUGUACACCCUCCAUAUCGGUUCUGAUGUCCCCUUGAUGGAAAGCGAAGUGAGGCGGGAAAUUCUCAGUUCAUUGCGUAGUUUUCAAAUGACUACUCCCGAAAUCCUGAUAACAGGCAGCCAUAGUCCUUAUCAGCUUACCGUGUCCACCGAUGCAAUAGAACGGGGCUUCUACGACGAUCUGAAUGGGCUACAGGGUCACCGGCGGACGUAUUACAUUGGUGCAGCUUUUGAGUCCCACAACUCUCCGCAGAUCUGGGAGCUGACAGACCAGAUUCUGCAAAACGAGCUUUUGCCUUCGCUUCUGAAAGAGCCUUUGAAAUCUGGGGGCAAGAAUCACUGCUGGCGCUGGGCUUAG